GCUGGUACCGCAGUGUCCGCUGCGCUCAGUGCGCACCUCCGUCUGAGGCUGUGGAGCAGCAGGAGGAUGAGGAGGAACCGCACACACCUGACGUCAAAACAUCAGUAACUUGGUCCUUCUCUAAACACACACAAAAAAAACAAAGAGGUUUUCUGUGCAUUAUUCAUCCGACGAUAAAGGAAAUGAAACUGCAUCUCAAACUGAAUCCACUAGAUGGCGCGUUAUAUCAGGAAGUGACGAGGAACAUCUUUGAAGGUUGGACCUGUAGUGUCAGGGUCGAACCCAGAGGUCAAGCCGGAGUCGCUCUGACCUAAUCCCCUGCAUGUUCCGUAGAGAGCCUUGAGUAAUACAGCUUACCCCCGACGUCGUACUCAACGCUGGCGUCAUCCGUACCCUAACAGGUCAGUAACAGCUGACAGACCGAGGCUGAAGACAACCAUCCUGACGGCUAUAGUUAAACACCUGAACACACUGACAUUUCUCUGGUACAGAGGAGAGGAUUACCAGUCUACUACUACUGCAGCCAUGUGGUCUCCUGCUGAGGGUUUUCUUUUUUUUUUUAAACCCUUUGUCGUCCAAAAACAGCCAGCCAUCAGCUGAUUGCCUAACCAGAUUAGGAGACAGAAAUGACCUGCUUAAAUCCCAGUGAUGCACAGAGAGGAGCUGCUGCUAUAAAAGGCAGAUCAACAGUUGUGGAGCGCUGCGUGUUUCCACACUGACCACAGAGAGAAGACACCUGAGAGCAGGACAGCAGAGAAGAUUCUUCAGAGAUGGCAAAAGUUUUCAAGAAGACCAGUGGAAACGGAGGACUCACCCUCUACCUGGGGAAGAGAGACUACGUGGACGAUAUCUCCAAAGUGGAGCAAGUGGAUGGCGUCGUCAAGCUGGACAAAUCUGACUUUGGAGACAGGAAAGUGUUUGUGCAGUUGGCCUGUGCCUUCCGUUACGGCAGCGAUGACCUGGACGUGAUGGGUCUGUGCUUCAGGAAAGACAUCUGGAUCAACCACCACCAGCUCCACCCAGAGAACCACAAACCCGCCCUCAGCCCCAUGCAUGAAACCCUGAUGAAGAAGGCCGGCGACGGAGCCGUACCGUUCUCCUUCGACAUUCCCAUCAACCUUCCCUGCUCGGUUUCCCUGCAGCCCGGACCAGACGACAAGGGAAAGUCCUGUGGCGUUGACUUUGAGGUCAAAGUUUACCUCGCCAUGGACAAGGCUAACCCUGAUGAGAAGAUCUCAAAGAAGGACACUGCUCGCCUCAUCAUCCGCAAAGUUCAGUUCGCGCCCUCACAGGUGGGCGCCGGGCCCAAAGCGGAGAUCUGCAAGAGCUUCAUGAUGUCGGACAAACCCGUUCACCUCGAGGCCUCCAUGGAAAAAGAUCUCUACUUUCACGGCGAGUCAAUCCCGAUCAAAGUCAAAAUCAACAACGAGAGCAACAAAUCCGUGAAGAACAUCAAAAUCUCUGUGGACCAGACCACCGACAUCGUCCUGUACUCGGCGGACAAAUACACCAAGCCCGUUCUGAGUAAAGAAUUUGGAGUUUCAGUGGAACCUGGCAGCACCUAUGAGAACACUGUGGCCAUCACACCCUCACUGUCUGACAACAAGGAGAAACGAGGGCUGUCCCUGGACGGACGACUGAAGGACGAGGACACUAACUUGGCCUCGUCCACGAUGCUGCGAAAUGUGGAGAAAGAAGUUAUGGGAAUUCUGGUUUCCUACAAGAUCAAAAUCAACCUGAUGGUGGCCGGUGGAGGCCUGCUGGGAGGACUCACCUCCAGUGAUGUCACAGUGGAGCUGCCACUCCAACUCAUGCACCCCAAACCUACUGAAUAAAGGACUAUCAUCAGUAGAUGAGGUCCAGCUGGAGUUUGAGGAGAAACAGACACAAUGACAGGAAGAUGACCAGGGCGACAGGAGGAACAAGGAGAAGAGGAACGUCUUUAUCUUUAAUGUAACGACGGUUUUGUUGUCAAAUAAAUGUAAUUUAGUGAUAAAAGGGGGAAAUAGGCUGCACAGUAGUGUUGGAGUUUUUAUGACCAAAGAUUAGUGUAGAAAUACACAAACACACACAUAUUUACUGUGUACUAGAGAAGAAAAAAACAACUCAACUCUCAUUAGAUCACAUUAGAUUGUGAGUGAGGGAUGAUGGGAAACCUGUGUAAAGGCCAUACGUCAUUGUGUUGGAAAGUAAUGGGACACAUUUGUCUGAUAAUAUGAAUGGUUCUUUUUUUUUCCUUUGUGUAAAAUGUGUUUUUGACAAACAAAGUCAAAUUAUCCAGAACACAAUAAAACAAUUUAAACUCA
Molecule: messenger RNA, 2306 nt
Organism: Cynoglossus semilaevis (tongue sole)
Lineage: Eukaryota; Metazoa; Chordata; Actinopteri; Pleuronectiformes; Cynoglossidae
Gene: arr3a
Product: arrestin 3a, retinal (X-arrestin)
Exons: 21
Coding region: 771-1835 (354 amino acids)
Biological process (GO): visual perception; G protein-coupled receptor internalization; signal transduction
Molecular function (GO): G protein-coupled receptor binding
Source: RefSeq, a predicted model, not a curated record